AUGGAGCAAAAUGAGCUUCUUCAGCAGUUGGUUGAUCCUAGAUCACCGAUUAAUGUCGAGUGUUUGAUGGAUACCAUGUUGGCAGUCGUCGCAGAUUGCAAAAUUCCAGUGCUGAUGCGAAUGAAACCAAUUGACAAUUUCGUUAAUCGAUAUGACGAAGUGGCGCAGAAGCUUAUCAAGAUGCGGAUGAAAGUAUCGGAUUUCAAAUUGUUGAAAGUGAUCGGACGAGGCGCAUUCGGAGAAGUUCAUUUGAUAAAACGUGCCGACUCGGCGUUCUACUGGGAGGAACGAUACAUCAUGGCUCACGCUAAUAGUGAAUGGAUCGUAAAACUGGCAUACGCAUUCCAAGAUCAACGUCAUCUCUAUAUGGUGAUGGAUUACAUGCCAGGAGGAGAUCUCGUCAAUCUGAUGACGUCAUACGAAGUUUCAGAGAAAUGGACGAGAUUCUAUACGGCGGAGUUGGUGGAGGCUCUGGCCGUCUUACAUCAAAUGGGAUAUAUUCAUCGAGACGUGAAACCGGAUAAUAUGUUAAUUUCUCACAGUGGACACAUCAAACUAGCCGAUUUUGGAACUUGUGUGAAAAUGAAUGCGAAUGGAGUGGUUAGAUGCUCGACGGCAGUCGGCACUCCAGAUUACAUAUCUCCAGAAGUUUUGAGAAAUCAGGGACAAGAUUCAGAAUUCGGAAAAGAAGUCGACUGGUGGUCCGUCGGAGUGUUCAUCUAUGAAAUGCUCGUCGGUGAGACGCCGUUCUAUGCGGAGGCUCUUGUGUCAACAUAUACGAAUAUUAUGAAUCAUAAAACUAGUCUCAAAUUCCCCGAUGAGCCAUUGAUAUCGACACAGGCGAAGGAUAUCAUUAAGAAAUUCUUGUCAGCUGCGCCGGAACGACUCGGAAAGAAUAGUGUCGAUGAGAUUCGCAGUCACAAGUUCUUUCAGAAUGAUGAAUGGACUUUUGACACGUUGAGAGAUGCCACUCCUCCAAUCAUUCCAUCAUUGAAAUCCGACGACGAUACGACUCAUUUCGAGGAGAUUGAAACGAGAGACAGAGACAAUGCUGGGGAUUUUCAGUUGCCGAAGACAUUCAACGGAAAUCAACUUCCAUUCAUUGGAUUCACCUAUUCGAAUGAGUAUUCUCCAGUGAAAUGUCUCCUUCAGAAUAUGGGCGGAGCUUCGAAACUUGAGACAAUUCAAGAGGAAACGAUUGUAGAGAAACAGUCACUUCUCACAAAUGGAACUCAUAUCGUCAAGACUGGAAUUCCAGAUGAACAAUAUGAGGAAGUUGUGAUGGAAUUGGAUAUGAAGAAGAGAGAAAUGGAGAUGUUGAAGGAGAGCAUCGCUCGGAAUGAGAUUAGAGCAAAACUCAUUGAAACAGAGAAGAAUUCCCUGACCACAAAAAUCGCCGAACUCGAACGGGAGCUGCGUGAGAACAAGGACAAACUGCGUCACGGUGCGGAUUCAGAUGUGAAAGUGAACGAGUUGUCAGUGGAAUUACGAAUGUCGAAAGAGUAUAAUGUGGAGAUGGAGAACGAGUUGGCGAAAUUCCGUGAUAAAUGCGAACAGUUGAAAGAGGAUUUGAGGAAGAAAGCGGGCGAAUUGGCACAGGAAAAGAAUGAGACGCAGAGAGCGAUUCAGCAGAAGAAGAAUGUGGAUGAAGUGGUGGCUGAAUUGAAGAGAGAUUAUGAGUUGCUUCAGACGAGAGAGGCUGAGAAGGCGUCACUUUUGAAGAAGGCGUUGGAUGAGAGGAAGGAGAAUGGAGCAUAUCAACAGAGUGUUGCGAAGGCGACAGAUGCCGAAUGGGAGAGGAAAAUGCAGUAUUAUGAGAAGCAGUUGGAGCAGGCGUCUGAUGAUCGGAAGCGGGAGGAGCAGAAACGGACGGCGGCGGAGUUUGAUCAGAGUCGAGUGGCGAGAAAAUUGGCUGGAAUUGAGACGAAUUAUGAGUUACUGCAGAAUGAUUAUAAGGCGUUGAAAGAGGCGAAAAAGGAUUUGGAACGAGAUUUGGUGGAGGUGCAUGCGGAGAAACGGCGGCUGGAAAUCCGUGUGGAGCAACUUAUGGAUAGUCGGAAUACUGAUGAACGGGUGCUCUCGCUGUGUCAAGAUGAGUUGGUUGAGAGUCAGGAGGAAGCGAAAUAUAAGGAGGAUGGAUUGAGAGGGAAGUUGGAUGGAAUCAGAAAUGAGCUGGAGAAUGAGAGAAUGAAGGCGCAGACGUUAGAGGAGAACCUCCUUGUGGCGGAUAAAGAACGAGGAAUGUUGAAGAUGGAGGUGCAGGAACUCAUGCAUCGACAUAAAUGGGAGAUGUCGAAUAAGGAUCAGACGAUGAAGCAUAUUGAGAAUCAACUCGAGGAGCUCAAAGAGCAAUCGAGACUCGAGGCGACGGAGGAGGAGUCGAAUGAUAAGAAGACGAUUGCUGAUUUGAAUAAGAAGUUGGAAUUGGAGAGGGCGCAUAAGAAGGCGGUUAUAAAUAAGUUGGAGGAGGAGAUGGCGAAACGGCAACCGUUGAAAAAGGGUGAUAAGGGAGUCACGAAGUCGGCGUUGAUUAAGAAGGAGAGGGAGAUUAUGAGUCUCCAACAAGAGAAGGAUGUGAUGACGAAACGAAUCACCACUUUGUACAAUGAAAUCGAGAGACAAGCCGAACACUUCAACAUUCAAAUUCAAGAUAUGCAACAAAUGUGUGAAGCACUUCAAGACGAACUCAGAGAAUACAAAGAGGACUAUCCGAAUAGACAUUCGGUGAAUCGAUAUGAGGAUAAACGGUCACUUGAUUCGAGAGAAGGAAUUCCGACGUCGUUGAGUCAUCAGAGUAUUCAAUUGGAUGGAUGGUUAUCCCUUAGGGAUAUGACCAAGAAAUCCAGAAAGCCAAAGUGGACAAGUUUCUUUGUGAUUCUCAACGAGUACGCCUUCACAAUUCACUACGAUGAGAAACACUCGAGUAGCAUCGUUUUGACUAUCGAAGCCGGUGCGAUGGCUCAUGUUCGACACGUCACUGCCGCCGAUUUGAGAAAUGUUGAUGAUAAUCAAUUGCCGAAGAUCUUCCAUAUAAUGUACGACGACACGUCAUCAAACUCAUCUCGUCACGCCUCCAACUCGGACUUAUCAAUGAUUGAAUCACAACGUGAAGAGUCAUGGAAACGACACGAUUUCCAGGAGCUCUCCUACCAUACGAGAACUCAUUGCGAUGAUUGUGGAAAGAAGUUGUCGGAUUUCAUUCGGCCGACGCCCGCUUUCGAAUGCAAGAAUUGCCAUUUUAAGACGCAUAAGGAACACGUCGCUCAGGGAACCAUUCCAAUGUGUAGAUUCACCGGUCUGUCCCGCGAGCUGGUUCUAAUGGCUCCACAAGUUGACGUCUGUGUCAAAUGGGUCUCCCAAUUGCGUCGCUUUAUCGAUGCCUCCCGUCAACCGGCUGUCUCAGUCUCACGUGUCUCUUCACGUCGUCACGCCGGUGGUCCCGGUUCGUCGACGUCUUCUUCCAUUCAUCAGUGA
Messenger RNA from Caenorhabditis remanei, 3474 nucleotides. RefSeq lists its product as uncharacterized. The transcript is spliced from 10 exons. NCBI's taxonomy places the organism in Eukaryota, Metazoa, Nematoda, Chromadorea, Rhabditida, Rhabditidae. The record is from RefSeq and is a predicted model, not a curated record. The coding region runs from base 1 to 3474 and encodes 1157 amino acids. Gene Ontology annotation, cellular component: cytoplasm; cytoskeleton. Gene Ontology annotation, molecular function: small GTPase binding; Rho-dependent protein serine/threonine kinase activity; ATP binding. Gene Ontology annotation, biological process: cortical actin cytoskeleton organization; peptidyl-threonine phosphorylation; embryonic morphogenesis.